AUGACUGCCAAAUUGAUCGAUCGCCGAUUCCACAAUGUGGCAGGCAAACUUCGGGUCUCCGAGCUGUUCUUUGAUGUGCCCGUGGACUACAGUAAACCCGCAGGUGACACCCUGAGACUCUUUGCGCGCAGCAUUGCUCGCAAAAACACGCCUAUUGAGCCAUCGGAGGAGAGCAAAGGAGGGAAACUUCCUUGGCUGGUCUAUUUGCAAGGUGGCCCUGGCUUUGGAUGUGGUACCCCGCAGUCUUACCCCUGGGUGGACUUCAUCCUCAGCAAAGGAUAUCAGGUCCUGUUUCUCGACCAGAGAGGUACCGGUCUGAGCUCGACGAUUACGGCUGCUACACUUGCCCUGCAGGGUGAUGGCGGUAAGCAGGCGGAGUAUCUCAAGAACUUCCGCGCAGACAACAUCGUCCGCGACUGUGAAGCAAUUCGAAAGAUUUUGACCAAUGAUUACCCGGAGGAUCAGCGCAAGUGGAGCAUCCUCGGGCAAAGCUUUGGCGGCUUCUGCGCAGUGACUUAUUUGUCCAAAUUCCCAGAAGGCUUGAGAGAAGCUUUCCUUACCGGUGGCCUUCCUCCUCUGACCAGUGGCCCGGACCCCGUGUAUAAGAAGACCUAUGGUAAUUCUACCAUUGAUUUCCCAUUCGAGGAGCCUCAUGCUGACCAGCGUAUAGAAAAGGUGAAGCAGAGGAAUGAGGCCUAUUAUGAAAAAUAUCCCGAGGAUGUGGAACGCGUGAAGAGAAUCAUGCGGUACCUCAAGGAAAACAAGGUCAAGCUGCCAUCGGGGCUGCUGACCCCAGCUCGCUUCCAGCAAUUGGGCAUCUUGUUUGGUUUCCAUGGUGGUGUGGAUUCUCUACACGACAUCGUUGUGAGGGCUUGCAAUGAUUUGGAUAUCUUCGGCUUCCUCACCCUCCCUACCCUCUCUACCAUUGAUGGCAAUGGUGGUAUGGAUAAGAACAUCAUUUACGCUCUCCUCCAUGAGUCAAUCUACUGCCAAGGACAAUCAUCGAACUGGUCCGCUGACAGGCUGCGCGCCAACGACCGUCAGUUCGAAAUCAACGAUUCGGUUCCAACCAUUUACUUCACUGGUGAGAUGGUUUUCAAAGAUAUGCUCGAGUCCUACACGGAACUCGGGGAAGUUUCAACCGCUGCCCAGAGGCUGGCUACGAUCGACGAUUGGCCUGCUCUCUAUGAUGAGUCUCAGUUAGCCAGGAACACAGUGCCAGUCUAUGCUGCUACUUACAUGGAAGACAUGUACGUUCACUUUGACUUGGCAACUGCCACUGCUUCCAAGAUCAAGAACACAAAGCAGUUCAUCACCAACAACAUCUACCACGAUGGAUUGCGGAGCAAGUCUGGCGAGAUCAUGCGUCAGCUUUUUAAUCUGCGGGAAGAUACAAUUGAUUAA
This is a messenger RNA of Penicillium olsonii, 1404 nucleotides long. Lineage: Eukaryota; Fungi; Ascomycota; Eurotiomycetes; Eurotiales; Aspergillaceae. The record is from the annotation of a GenBank genome assembly.